AUGUCGAAGCUAGAUGUACUGGACCGUCUAGAGAACUUUGGGUACAGAGACGAGGAAAGGAGAGAGCCACUGACUCGCCUACUCGAGUUGCCUCUGUUCGAUGGAGAAGACGCCGAAGGGUGGUUGACGAGAGUGGAACAAUACUUCGAGCUCAGCGAGUUUUCGGAGGAGGAGAAGCUUCGAGCAGUGAGAAUGUGUUUCACCAAUGACGCCUUGUCUUGGUAUCAUUGGGAAAGGGACCGACAUCCCUUUCUCACUUGGGAACAGAUGAAAAGUCGUGUAUUGGAGAACUUUGCGGUGUCUCACGAUCUGACCGCCGGCGAACGCCUGCUAUUGCUCCGUCAAGACGAGUCCGCCGGGAAGUACUGCAAGGACUUCAUCUUUCUGGCAGCUAAUGCCCCCAAAGUGUCCGAAAAGGUGUUGGAAAUGGCCUUUAUGAUCGGCCUGAAACCGAAGGUGCGAGCAGGGGUCAAAAUGUUUGAGCCCCGGAACUUGAAGAAAAUGAUGAGUGUGGCAAAAAUGGUGGAAGAGUGGAACGACCACGGGGACAUGCCGUCGUCGUCAAGUGGUGACAAUACGAACAGAGCAGCCAAUCGCAGUGGAGGUGAGAGACUGCCUACGCGUGUAUUCUCGCAUGUGAGAGGAGGGGUAAAUGUGACAAACACUAAACCCCCGAUUCCACCAGAGAACAAAACGACACAGUUCCAUACUAUUGGGGAGAAAACCAACCCUAAUCAAGGGAAACCGGCGGAGACGCGCCGUGCACCAUACCGUCGGUUGUCCGACACGGAGGCCAACGACCAUCGCGCCAAAGGGUUAUUGUUGGUCGCUACGGUGGACGACGAGGAAGGUGAAGUAGACAAGGAUGAGAACGAGUUGGGAGAGGAGUUGGUCGAAGUUCCUGAAUUCACAGCCCUGUCUAUCUACUUGGCGGUGGGGAUAUCGUCUCCACGUACUAUGAAACUGAGGGGAAUAGUACAGGAGGAAGACAUCGUGGUAAUGGUGGACAGUGGAGCGACUCAUAACUUCAUCUCCAGCUCCAUGGAAAACAGGAUUGGCAUUGCUACGAAAGGAGUUUGUCAUAACGUGAAGCUGCAGCUCCAUGGUUACGCUGUGGUCACCAGUUUCCUACCGUUGGAACUUGGUGAAGCCAAUGUCAUCUUAGGAAUGCAAUGGCUAGAGACUUUGGGGCAUACUAAGGUGAACUGGAAGGAGCAGAGGUUGGGAUUCUGGGCAGGAACAGAAUGGGUGACUCUGAGAGGAGACCAUAGCCUGCAGAAUUCAGAGGUAUCCCUGAAGAGUUUGUGGAAAGCGCUCCAACAGGAUGGAGAAGGGAUCCUUGUCGACUGCCACAACCUACAAGCAGUGAAAGGGGAGACCAAAGAAGACACAUUGGCACUAUAUCAACCAUUAUUCGAGGAGUUUUCCAUGGUGUUUGCAGAACCAACGGGACUGCCUCCCUCUCGAGGCAAAGAGCAUCCCAUCAACUUGAAACCAAGUGCGGAACCAGUGAGUGUCAGACCAUUUUGCUACCCACACGCCCAAAAAGAAGAAAUCGAGAAACAAAUUGCAGUGAUGUUGGCAGCAAGGAUCAUACGAGAGAGUGGGAGUCCUUUCUCGAGUCCAGUGUUGUUGGUGAAGAAGAAGGACGGAAGUUGGAGGUUUUGCGUCGACUACCGUACCUUGAACAAAGUCACUGUGCCGGAUAGCUAUCCCAUACCAAUGAUUGAUCAGCUUCUAGAUGAACUCCAUGGGGCUCAAAUAUUCUCGAAGCUGGAUUUACGAUCGGGGUACCAUCAGAUUCUGGUCAAGGCAGAGGAUGUACAGAAGACGACUUUCAGGUCUCGUGAUGGGCAUUACGAGUUCCUCGUCAUGCCAUUUGGUCUGACCAAUGCACCAGCUACGUUACAAUCGCUCAUGAAUGAAGUAUUUCGGCCCUUUCUGCGCAAGUUUGUGCUAGUGUUCUUUGAUGACAUCCUAGUUUACAGUCGCACCAUUCAGGAACAUCAGGGACACCUUCGUGCGGUUCUAGCAACUCUCAAGCGACACAAGCUGUAUGCUAAUCAAAAGAAGUGUCAAUUUGGGAGUCAGCAGAUUGAAUAUUUGGGGCAUGUGAUCACACCAAACGGGGUUGUGGCUGACCCAAGACAGGCUGUUGCGACAGGGUAG
Messenger RNA from Camelina sativa (false flax), 2169 nucleotides. The record is from RefSeq and is a predicted model, not a curated record. NCBI's taxonomy places the organism in Eukaryota, Viridiplantae, Streptophyta, Magnoliopsida, Brassicales, Brassicaceae.